AUGUUCUGGCACGCCGAUCACUUGUUCUGGUCGACGGGCCUCCCCGUGUUCGAUUUCAGCCUAAAGUUCGAAGAGACCAUCCUCCAAAUCCUGCCCUCGAGCUCCUUCAUCCUCUUUGCCUCUUGCGCUGCGUUUGUUCUAUUUGCCCUGGAGCUUGUCAACUUGAUCCUGCGUCGGCUUUCCGACAUCCGUAUCGAGACCACAUACCCGGCUGCGUCUCUCGACUUUGUCGCUGCACUCGCGGUCGUGACUGUCGUGUACAUCCAACAUGGCCAUGCAAUCCGGUCCUCGGCCGUCUUUGGCCUCUAUCUUGCCAUUGGAACCCUGAUCGAUGGGACCAAAAGCCGCUCGUACUUUCUGCGGCAUCUGACGGCUUCCGGUGCUGUCGCGGCUGCUACCGCCGCCAUGAGACUUGUCCUGCUUGUCCUCGAGGAAGUGCCCAAGACGAAGCUGAUUAUCGAUCCCGAACUUCGCACCAUAUCGAAUGGCGAGGCGACAAGCGGAUUCUUCAGUCGAUCUUUGUUCGUCUUUCUCCUCCCAAUGCUGCGCUCUGGAUACAAUGGCAUUCUCGUCUUAGACGAUCUGAGCGACCUUGGCAUCGAGUUUGCUGCCAGGGGUCUUCUUCUCACUCUGUCCGACCACUGGCCGGCCUCGCUACGGACGUCUGCGAAUUCGCUAUUCAUCGCCUGCUGCAAGACCUGGAAAUGGGCCCUUCUCAUUAUCCUCAUCCCUCGACUCUGCCUCACCGGCUUUGUGUACUCGCAGCCCUUUGUCAUGCGUGCCGUCAUUACCCAUAUCGGACAGCCCUAUAGUGAUGAGAUGGGAGGCCUCAUCGGAGCGACACUGACGGCAUUCGGCGGAGCUGCUCUAUGUAGAGCCAUUUCCACCCAUCUCAAGAAUCGAUUCAUUGCUCGAGUCCGGGGCGGAUUGAUUGCUCAGCUAUUUGACAAGUCAUAUAGACUCAAGGUCUCCGAGGCAAAGAAGCAGGCUGCCAUCACCAUGAUGAGUGCCGAUUAUGAGAGCAUCGCCGAAGGUAUCCCUGCCUGUGUUGAGAUUCCAUUCUCCAUCGUGGAAUCGAGCCUCGGCAUCUUCUUCCUCUCUCGCUUUAUCAAGCUCUCGUGCUUUAUAGUCUUUAUCCCGCUAAUUCUAGCGCCGAUACUGGGUCAUAUGAUUGGCCGACAAACGUCAUCAGCCGUGGCCUUGUGGAAUGGCGAGAUCCAGAAGCGAGUGGCAAAGACGUCGCAUGUACUCUCACAGCUUCCAGCCAUCAAGAGCCUUGGGCUUGGCCCUAAAAUGGCUCAAUACAUUCAACGGCUUCGAGUCGACGAGACACGAGCGUCGAGGAAAUACCGCGUCUUCCAAGCCGUCUCACUCGGAACCAGUGUUUUGGUUGAUCAUCUCACUCCCGUGCUCGUCGUCGCUGCUGGAUUGUUCACCCACAUGUUUGGCUAUGAGAUUGACCCUAAUAUUUUAUUUCCAACACUCGGCGUUCUGACUCUAGCAAAGGAGCCAUUGGCAUCUCUCGUGACAAUAUAUCCCAGAGCCAUGUCCAUGCUGGCCUGCUUCGAAAGAGUUCAGGUAUUCUUGUGCCAGGAUGAGCACCAGGAUACUCGUACGGUCCUGCAAGAUCUCUCCGAGUCUGGCCAUGGGACUCUUAUAACUUCUUGUCAGUAUUCGACUCUAGAGAAGGCUGCUGGUCAAAUGCCACUUGUAAUGUUUCGAUUUGAAGGGGUGGCUAUCGCACCUCGCGGAUCCGACAAGCCAGUACUCACAAAUGUGGACUUGUGCAUUGAGGAUGGAUCUGUCACGGCAAUGUUUGGUCCUACAAGCUCUGGAAAGACCACCUUCAUACAGAGUCUGCUAGGAGAAGCCGAGAUUAUGGCCGGCAGACUUUCUAUCGACGAGUCAGUCCUGAGAGUAGCACUCUGCGGCCAGGACGUGUUUCUGCCAAAUACCACGGUUCGUGACUGCAUUAUCGGAGCUUGCAACUAUGACCCUGUCUGGUUCGGCAUUGUGCUUAGAUGCUGCAAGCUGGAAGCAGACCUUGAAAGACUGCCCAACGGGCAAGACUACGUUAUUGGCAGCGGCGGGAUUGGACUGAGUGGCGGCCAGAGGCAAAGGAUCGGCAUUGCCCGGUCUGUCUACGCGCGAACCAAGGUCACUGUCUUUGACGACAGCUUUAGUGCUCUCGACAAGAAGACAGCCAUGGAGGUAUUGAUGGGUCUCUGUGGCCCGGAUGGUCUUCUUCGAGCGCAGAAUUGUACAGUCAUACUGGCCGGCUACUUGCCUGAGUGCCUAGACGUGGCCGACAGCCUUUUGCUGCUCGACGGCGAGGGCAACAUUACCAUGGAGAACCACCAGUACAAGGGCAAGGUUAAAGCGCAAGUGGCUUGUCUGCUUCAACAGGGUCUUUUGGGAGAAAAGGAACAUGUUUCGGUUGAAGAGACAGAAACGUGUGAGUCGAGCGAGCCCCUCAGUGACACGCCGGCUCGACCAAGAGGUGGUGUCGAAGGUGUCGAUCAGCGCCGCCAGAGAGGAGACAUGCGUCUAUACAUGCUCUGGAUCAAUGCUGUCGGGAGGGUGUCUGUGGCUGUCUUCAUGUUCCUGAUGCUGUUUGUGACGGCGUCGGAUGCGUUUCCCAACAUCUACAUGAGGCUUUGGAUCCAUUUCGCGCCAGCCAACAACGAGUACCUGAUUGGGUACGCGUUGAUUGCGCUAUUUUCUGGUCUACUCACCUGCCUUGGACUGUCUACAAUGUUUAUCAGAUUGGCGCCUCGUGCUUCCAAUAGACUCCAUGCAAAACUCAUCACUGUGACGACUCAGGCUACCAUUGGAUUCCUGACGACAACCGAUUCCGGAUCACUUCUAAAUCGGUUCAGCGAGGACAUGGAGUUGCUAUCUAAACGCGUACCGUCCAAAUCUUACACAACCAUCUAUGCCUUUCUCGGUACCGUGGCUCAUACGGCGCCGAUCUUUGCUGGCACAUCCUACAUGGUAGCCACGUUACCCGUGGUCGUAUUUUGUCUCUUCAUGAUACAAAGAUACUAUCUUCGCACAUCGCGUCAGCUUCGACUGUUGCAGAUUGAAGCACAAGCGCCAUUGGUCACUGCCCUGCGUGACAUUGGAACUGGCAUCAUUUACAUGCGCGGAUUCGGCACUCAAGAACACCACUUUGCGCGCUGCUUGAACCUCUUGGAUCAGUCGCAAAAGCCAUAUUAUCACCUUCUCACCUCACAAGCGUUCUUGACACUGGUUUUGGAGCUUGUAGUCACGCUGAUGGCCCUGGUUCUUGCAAUUCUUGCACUGUUCGUCAAGGAUUCCACCGACUCAAAUGCUGCGGGCCUUGCCUUCCUCAACCUCAUCUUUAUCGGCCAGGGCUUUACCAUGGCCGUCAAUGCGUGGACGGGAAUGGAGACCUCGGUGGGAUCCCUUGCGAGACUGCGUGACUUUUUGAGAGACACCCCGAUGGAGUGUAAAGACGGAGCGGUCGACCUGCCCACCGACUGGCCCUCACGAGGUGAGGUUGUCUUUACCAACGUCACCGCUCGCUACAAACUGGACGACGUGACUGAACAACCGGCCGUCCUGCAGGGCAUCAAUUUUCACGUUGAGCCUGGAAAAAAGAUUGGCAUCAUGGGCCGUACCGGAAGCGGCAAGUCUUCCCUCCUCAAUACCCUUCUCGGGUUUCUAGAAUACGACGGCAGCGUCACUAUUGACGGCGUGGAGAUAAGAAGUGCCCAUCCGGACGAGCUACGAGCUCGAAUCAUCACCAUAUCUCAGGACUUGGUCGAGCUGGACGGCACAAUCCGGGACAACCUGCUGCCCUACGACAAGUCAUGGGACAAAACAACGCCGUCCGUUGGCCGGGGUGCAGAUCAGCAGCAGCAGCAGCAGCAGGAGGCCGACAGACGGGACGAGAUUGUCCGCGAGACACUUGUACGGCUGGGAAUCUGGGAGCCGCUCGCCGGCCCGGGCGGCGGCCUGGACGCCGUGCUCGACCAGGUUGGAUACUCGCACGGCGAUAAGCAGCUACUCUGCAUCGCGCGCGCCGUGGUCCGUAGGCGUCUGACCGGCAGCAAGCUUGUCUUGGUGGAUGAGGCGACGGCCAGCGUCGACAGCUGGCGCGACCAGAUUGUCCGCGAGAUGAUGACGGAGUACUUUCGCGGGUGCACCAUCAUCGUGGUCGCGCAUCGCGAAGAAACCAUUGCGGAUUCUAAUUGCACCAUACACAUGGCAGGAGGCUGCUGUCAGUCUGUAGACAACUAUGACAGUAGCUCGGGCUGGUGA
This is a messenger RNA of Cordyceps fumosorosea ARSEF 2679, 4287 nucleotides long. RefSeq names its product ABC transporter. The coding region runs from base 1 to 4287 and encodes 1428 amino acids. The transcript is spliced from 2 exons. Gene Ontology annotation, cellular component: membrane. Gene Ontology annotation, biological process: transmembrane transport. Gene Ontology annotation, molecular function: ABC-type transporter activity; ATP binding; ATP hydrolysis activity. The record is from RefSeq and is a predicted model, not a curated record. NCBI's taxonomy places the organism in Eukaryota, Fungi, Ascomycota, Sordariomycetes, Hypocreales, Cordycipitaceae.